AAAGGGGGAGAGGGAGGAACAAGAACAGCCAGGCACGACCCACAAACAGGAGGUUGCAGAGGGAGAGAAUGUUGCAAAGGAACAGCCAAGACUAGUUAAUAAAGAAGUGGCAAAACCCAUAGAGGAGGGGGUGGGGAAAGCAAUAGAAGAGCCUAAAGCUGUCAUUGAAUAUGACUCCAAGAUGAAAUUCAGAGAAGGGGGGCGUAAAGUGACAAUGCCUCUCUGGUUAAUGGCAAGCGAGACCACAGAUGCUCAUAUCCAAGUGCCACCAAAUUCUUUUGGUCAUAUCAGUACCGUAAGCACUAGCAGUGAAGGAGAGGUGAAAAUCAAAGCCAAAGGCCAAGAGGUCACAAUGGAGAAUGGGGUUAUACCACACUCGAUAGUGACACAGGAAGAGGCAAAGACAACAGUUAAGAUGUCAAGGAUGGGGACACCAGCUCAACAGAUGAAGGAAGAUCCUCAAGACUUGCAGAUCUCUCUCUAUGUGAAGGCUGGCAGUGAUGGAGAAAGCAUUGGAAACUGUCCCUUCUCUCAAAGGCUUUUCAUGAUUCUAUGGCUGAAGGGUGUCAUCUUCAAUGUCACAACUGUGGACCUCAAACGGAAACCAGCAGAUUUGCAGGAUCUCGCUCCAGGUACAAACCCUCCAUUCAUGACCUUCAAUGGAGAAGUUCUGGUGGACGUCAACAAGAUUGAAGAGUUCCUUGAGGCGAGACUGGUGCCACCACGAUAUCCAAAAUUGGCGGCAAAGCACCCAGAAUCCAACACAGCAGGAAUAGAUCUAUUUGCCAAAUUUUCUGCCUAUAUCAAGAACCCUCGCAAAGAAGCGAAUGAAGGUCUGGAGAAUGCUCUUUUGAAGUCCCUGAAGAGAUUGGAUGAGUAUUUGCAGACGCCGCUGCCAGAGGAAAUAGACGGCAACAGCAAAGAUGAUCCUGGUCCUUCUACACGCGGUUUUCUGGAUGGACCGGAUCUCACGCUGGCCGACUGUAACCUGCUUCCCAAACUACACAUCAUGAAGGUUGUUGCCCGGAAAUACAGAGGUUUUGAAAUUCCCAUUGAAAUGACUGGGAUAUGGCGAUAUUUGAAUAACACUUACCAGAGAGAAGAAUUCAUGAACACAUGCCCAGCUGACCAUGAGAUCGAGUUUGCCUAUCUGGACGUCGCCAAAAAGAUCAAAUAGAUCCGGAUACAGAGACAAGUAGUGGUAGUUUAGUGUGUGUGUGUGUGUGUGUGUGUGUGUGUGUGUGUGUGUCUGUGUGUGCACACUCACUGGUGGAGCCGCACAAAUAUUGUGAUGUACUGAUCGUAAAUCGGUAGAUUGGCUACUGUUUUUCUUUAAUCAAUGGCAGGACCAGGAAAUUGUGUAAGACCAGACACAGUGAAGUUUUCUUUUUUUUUGUUUUGUUUUUUUUGUUACCUCUUCACACCAUAAUAUGUAUCAACUCUGUCUACAUGGAUGAUAAACUAGUUUUGGUAAAUUAACAUUCACGUAAUAAACAUAAUGUUCAUCAUGGCCUUGACCAUUCUUCAGAGUUUAUCUUAUAAUAAUUUUUAAAAAUUAAGCUAUAUAUGCUUAUUUCUGAUCUAUGUUUCAUUCACCUUUUUGAUUUUGCAUGUUUAUUUUGUUUUCAGACAUAUUAAUUCAGAUUUUUCUGG
Messenger RNA from Myxocyprinus asiaticus (Chinese sucker), 1653 nucleotides. Its product is annotated as chloride intracellular channel protein 4. The coding region runs from base 182 to 1177 and encodes 331 amino acids. The transcript has 6 exons. The record is from RefSeq and is a predicted model, not a curated record. NCBI's taxonomy places the organism in Eukaryota, Metazoa, Chordata, Actinopteri, Cypriniformes, Catostomidae.